This is a messenger RNA of Paramecium tetraurelia, 684 nucleotides long. RefSeq lists its product as uncharacterized. Lineage: Eukaryota; Ciliophora; Oligohymenophorea; Peniculida; Parameciidae. The record is from RefSeq and is a predicted model, not a curated record. The transcript has a single exon.
AUGAAAUAAGGUGAAUUUUAAUAAUCAGAAACUACAUAAAAUACUUAAGAAUGCACGAAUUUCACAAAUAAGAAUGACUCAUCACAACAAUUAAAUUUUGGAGAUUCACAAAAUUUAUAUACCUGGGAUUAAUAAUCUGAUGAGUCUUUCGAAUUAGUAAUACUAAGCAAUCAACACCCUGAAAACGAGUGGAUAAAGAAAGAGUAAGUAAUAGUAGUAUACUUAAAAUAAUUGGGGAUACAAAUGAAAACAGACCCUUUAGAAAAGCAAGAGAAGUUUUAUAAAAAACCUAAAAGAAGAUUCAAUAAAUCCAGCACAAUGACGUUUGAUACCAUACCAAAUAAUAAUGAAGAAAGUGACAAUAAGGAAGACACCCAACUUUGUAUUCGAUAAAUGAGUAUAGAAAUGAAUUCAAUCAAAUAAAGAAGAACUCCAAAUUCAACUCCUUAAAGUUCCCCAUUGAUCACUAAAAUCUAAGAGAAAUAAGUACCUCUAAAAUAAUAAAAAAUGUCAAUCUUUUAGAAAAUGAAAGGUUAAUAAUAAGCAUUCUCUUCUGACGAAGAAGAAAUUAAAGAAAAUAUGAAAAGAAAUCAACAUCAAAUAAGUAACGAAUAUUGCGAUGGGAAAAGUGACUCUAGUUAAAAUAAUAUUGAGCAGCACUAUUUCUAAAAUUUAUGCGAAUGA